AUGAUGGCCAUAGUGGUGCUGAUAUUAGUGCUCUUGCCUCACACAGUGUGCACCUCUCCGAAUGUUAUAUGCAACAUCAGUGGACUCCUUCCGAUCCUUCACAAGUCUCAUCAACCAGGAAAAAUCAACAUUGCUGCUAUCAUGUCUCAGAGUUUCAUGUUUUUAUCACCAAAGACCUUUAAAGAACUUCCUUCUUCUAAACUCAUUGAUGACAUCAUUGUAUUCACUCAGCUCUACCAGCACAUUCUGGCCUUGGUGUUUGCUGUGAAAGAAGUAAAUGAAAACCCUUAUAUCUUAUCCAACACCACUCUGGGCUUUUCAAUAUAUGAUGGCCACUUCAGUGCAAAAUCAGCCUAUCGUGCCUCAAUGGAUCUUGUCUCGACACAGAAAAGAUUUCUUCCUAACUACAAGUGUGAAACCCACAACAACACAGUAUCAGUUAUUGGAGGACCAGAUUCUAAUUCAUAUGUCCGUAUGGCACCUAUCCUGGCUCUUUACAAGAUUCCACAGAUUACGUAUGGCUCUGUUCCUGUGAUGGAUGACAGCAUCGAAGGAGUUUUCAUCUACCAUAUGUUUCCAAAUGGGGACUACCAACAUACGGGGAUUCUUCGGUUACUUCAACACUUCCACUGGAUAUGGAUUGGAGUGAUUUAUUUUGAGGAUGAGACAGGGGACUGGUUUGUACAAAAUGUGCUUCCAGUCUUUUCGGAGAAUGGCAUUUGCAUUGCCUUCAAACAAAAAUUCCCCAAGCAAGAUUUUUCAGAUAAAAUUGAGCAAAUUGUGGAUGAAGGGAUGAAAACAUUCAAAAUGCUCAUGGACAGCACUGCUAAAGUGUUCAUAAUACACGGUCAGAUCAUUGCUCUACUAAUUGUUGAUAUACUGAUAAACUUUUCAAGAUAUGAACCUGUGCUGAUAGAACCAAAAGGGAAAGUCUUGCUUUUGACUGCCCAGGUGGAUUUCACAAAACAUCCUGUCCUAAGGUCUGGAGACAUCAGUUUCCUCCAUGGCUCUAUAUCCCUUGCAAUUCAUUCAAAAGAACUAUCAAGCUUCCAGAAAUUUCUUCAGACCCAAAACCCAAUUGCAAAACAAGAUCCCUUUUGCAGAAAUUUCUGGGAAAAUGCAUUUUUGUGUUCCUUCCCUAAUUACACCGCACACUGGAAUUUUGAGAAGACAUGCACAGGGGAGGAGAAACUGAAGUCUCUUCCUUCUUCUGUUUUUGAAAUGAGCAUGACUGGUCACAGCUAUAGUGUCUACAAUGCUGUCUUUGCUGUGGCCCAUGCAUUGCAGUUUAUGGAAUCCUCCCAGUUCAGAACAAGAGUAAUGGGGAAAGGACAAAUCCAUGAGAUUGUUAAUUGGCAACCAUGGCAGCUCCACCAUUUCCUGAGAUAUGUGUCAUUUAACAACAGUGCUGGUGACAAGAUAUCCUUUGACCAAAAUGGUACCUUAGUAACUGGGUUUGAUAUUAUCAACUGGAUUACCUUCCCAAACAAGUCUUUCAUGAGAAUUAGAGUUGGAACAAUUAACCCUCAUGCUCCACAUGGCAAUGGGUUCACCAUCUCUGAGAAUGACAUCAUAUGGCCUACCUACUUUAACCAAGUACAUCCUCUUUCCAUUUGUAAUGAUAAUUGCCAUGUUGGCUACCACAAGAGAAAGAAGGAAGGAGAGCCUUUUUGCUGUUACGAUUGUAUUCCCUGUCCUGCAGGCAUGAUUUCAAAUGAGACAGACAUGGAUACAUGUUUUGAAUGCCCAGAAGGACAAUACCCAAGCAAUGAUCAGCACGAAUGCAUUCCAAAAUACAUUAUCUUCUUGUCUUACAACAGACCUUUGGGAGUCAGUUUAACCAUCAUUUCCCUCACCUUUAUUUUUAUCACAGCUUUGGUGCUUGGGAUCUUCUUUAAGUACCGGGAUACUGCAAUAGUCAAAGCUAACAACCGUAGUCUGUCGUAUGUUCUACUCAUUUCUCUCCUCCUCUCAUUCAGUUGUGCUUUCUUGUUCAUUGGUGAGCCUAACCAUCUCAUAUGUUUACUUAGAGAUAUUGCUUUUAAUGUCAUCUUUUCAGUAGCUCUAUCAUGUGUGUUGGCCAAAACAAUCACAGUGAUUCUAGUUUUCAAGGCCACCACAUCAGGGUCCAAAACGAAGAAAUGGAUGGGCAAGCCACUGGUCAAUUCUAUUGUGUUUUCCUGUCCCUUGAUUAAAACCAUUAUUUGUAUAGUGUGCCUGAUCAUUUCUCCCCCAUUCUUAGACUUUGAUAUGCAGUUAAUGGCCAAAGGAAUUCUCCUGGAUUGUGAUCACGAUUCAGCUCUAGUGUUCUAUAGUUCCGUCAGCACUUUUGGUCUGUUGGCUAUUGCAAGUUUCAGUGUGGCUUUCCUUGCCAGGAAGCUUCCUGACAUUUUUAAUGAAGCCAAGUUUAUCACCUUCAGCAUGGUGGCAUUUUGUAGUGUAUGGGUCACCUUUAUUCCAGCCUACCUGAGUACAAAGGGAAUAUAUCUGAUAACUGUGGAGAUCUUCUGCAUCCUAGCAUCAGGUGCAGCAUUGCUCAUUUUUAUAUUUUCUCCUAAAAUUUAUAUCAUAUUGCUAAAGCCUGAGCUAAACAACAAAAAGCACUUAAUAAGGACAAAAACUUGA
Molecule: messenger RNA, 2625 nt
Organism: Anolis sagrei ordinatus
Lineage: Eukaryota; Metazoa; Chordata; Lepidosauria; Squamata; Anolidae
Source: RefSeq, a predicted model, not a curated record